This is a messenger RNA of Trachymyrmex septentrionalis, 1992 nucleotides long. Its product is annotated as calmodulin-lysine N-methyltransferase. Gene Ontology annotation, molecular function: calmodulin-lysine N-methyltransferase activity. The transcript has 2 exons. The coding region runs from base 527 to 1534 and encodes 335 amino acids. Gene Ontology annotation, cellular component: cytoplasm. Lineage: Eukaryota; Metazoa; Arthropoda; Insecta; Hymenoptera; Formicidae. The record is from RefSeq and is a predicted model, not a curated record.
UCGUCCGCGUGGCGCGAGUUAGAACUUGACUUGGUGCUUUUAGUCUUGUUCCAUCCCUUCGUCCAUCCUCGUCCUUGUCGGGCGAGAGCAGCCCUCGAGGCGGAUUAUCGUCAGAAAGGAAGUAUGCAUUCGGUGUCUGGACCGGUCGCGGUAAGAAGAACGCGGAGCCGACGAGGAUUCCGCCCGAUCCGCCGACUGAACCGGCAAACCAUUUAUCAGCGAUGAGGAGGAACACGCGUCGUCCCCACGUGCCUUCCACAGGUUCGCAGCAGCAGCGAGGUGAAGUGAAAGUUCAUCGACGACGUCUCCAAUAAAAAAGCCUUCAGACGAAAUUCUUUGACCAGGAGAUCAUCUUUCCGGUGAACAUCCACACAUGUGAUUGCACGCGCUCGAAAAUUGACACUUAAACCAGGGAGAAAUAGUAAGAAACAAUCUUACCUCUGAAAUAUAAAAUUUUAUAAUCUGAAAAGAAAAUUCUAGAAAUCGUACAUGUUAUCGAGCACCGAUCGAUGUGCCUGAUCGCGAUAUGUCGCAGGAGAUUUUUUCCCGUAGGGAGACACUCACGGCCGAGACGAAUGAUCCUCGUAAUUCAAAAAGGAGUACUCGCGCUCUACGUCGAUGGCGCAUCCUAGCCAGAGCGCUGACAGGCUCGCCAGAGCCGAUCGGCAGCGAGUCUGACGAGGAGGUGUCGGUGAGGCGAUUCACCAGUUUCGGUCUGCUGAAGUGUGCGCUGCUGGAAAACAUGCUGGCGGACGGCGAGUUCAGUUGGUGCGAGUACUCGACUCAGCUGGACGGUCGGUCGUACAACGUGCAGAUACGUCGGAUAAGCAAGUGUUUCACAGCGAGCGAGCUGAUCGGCUUCAACAAUACUGGGAACGUGUGCGUGUGGCCGUCCGAGGAGUGUCUGGCCUACUAUCUGCUGAGGAAUCACGGCCUCUGCCGGAGUCGGAACGUCCUUGAACUUGGCGGUGGCAUGAGUUGUCUGGCCGGUGUACUCGCCGCCAAAUACUGCAACCCCAGCACCGUCACCCUCACGGACGGUAACGUGACCAGCGUCGACAACGUGCGCUGCAUCGUCGCCAGGAACGACAUGGCGCAUCUGGUAGAGUGCGGAGUCGUUCAGUGGGCUCAAGCCGCCAGGGCCCUUCGACAGACGAUGAUCAACGGUAACCGCGUUAAGACCCGGACGACUGACGAAAAUACUCGACUGCCGUCGGGUCUUUACAACGUGAUCCUAAGCGCCGACUGCCUCUUCUUCGACGACGCUCGUUUGGAUCUGGUGGAGACGAUCUAUGGCUGGCUCACUGACGACGGGGUCGCCUUGGUGAUGGCACCUAGACGUGGCACGACAUUCCAGAAGUUUGCCGAGGCGUCGAUCAAACGUGGCUUCAUAGCGCGCCAGACGGAACGGUACGACGACAUGGUGUGGUCGAGGCAUCUGGAGCUGCUGGAGAAUAGUCCGGAGUACUGUCCGGAUCUGCAUUAUCCGGUAUUGCUGGAACUCACCAAGCAGAAGAAGACGCCGCCCGGAUGAUCGGGCUUGAUCGACGAGGACGACGAGGACGAUCGGCCGGACGAGAGUCUCAGCGAGGAAUGAAAACAUGUCUGUGAACAUGUCCUCUCCUUUUUAAAUAUGUACACACUUUCUUUGUGUCUGCGCGCGCAAUAAAAUUAUUGCGGAAGGGAACGAAUGCAUUACUUCCGAGUGAAGAUGCGCGUUCGCUGUAAUGGGAUAUAAGGAUGUAUAAAAGCUGCCUUUAUGUGUCGUCCAGCAAUGUCAAGGUUGAUUUUUUUAUUAGUGCGUCUGAUAAAACGUUUUAGCGGUCACAUCCACUCGCGGAUCGAUCUUCCGCUCGUACGCAUCGUUCCACAUCAUCGCUGCUAUCGGAAAAGUUCAAUGAGGAAGGUAUUAUGUGCAACGUGCGAGAAUCGCUCGGCGAGCUCUCUUGAGUGCCCGGUCUUCCUUUCUCAUUAAUUAAUAACCCAUGGAUA